Molecule: messenger RNA, 207 nt
Organism: Opisthorchis viverrini
Lineage: Eukaryota; Metazoa; Platyhelminthes; Trematoda; Opisthorchiida; Opisthorchiidae
Exons: 2
Coding region: 1-207 (68 amino acids)
Source: RefSeq, a predicted model, not a curated record
AUGAACGAGGGCUUUGUAGAACAUGUCUUGUUUGAAUCGAGCUCGGAUCUCAGCGCAGCUGAUCUCAUUAAAGUAGAACUGCGUGGGAUGAUUCCACUUGAUGGUGGCUACGUAUCGUUUGAGCGCAGGCAGAAAACACUGGCAGUAUCAGUCUGUAGGAUCCAUGUGAUAAACGAUUUAAGAGAAAAUAAGUCAGAAUAUUUCUAA